This is a messenger RNA of Cydia strobilella, 1856 nucleotides long. RefSeq lists its product as uncharacterized. Gene Ontology annotation, molecular function: DNA binding. The record is from RefSeq and is a predicted model, not a curated record. Gene Ontology annotation, biological process: regulation of transcription by RNA polymerase II. The transcript has 6 exons. Gene Ontology annotation, cellular component: transcription regulator complex; nucleus. The coding region runs from base 126 to 1334 and encodes 402 amino acids. NCBI's taxonomy places the organism in Eukaryota, Metazoa, Arthropoda, Insecta, Lepidoptera, Tortricidae.
UGCUAGUCCCGCCAGUUUAACGCGGGCGCUCGGACGUUACCGCUGUGCCUGCGCGAACGAAACGCACGCAAUUCGAAAUUCGAACGCGCGUGAAAAUUAGAACUUCCGAAUUUUAAAUUACAAAAAUGGUCAAAACCAAAGACGGGGACGGGAUAAAAAGCAACCUGAUUAUAACGGAAGUACAGAAGAGACCUUGCCUGUUUGAUUCUAACCAUCCUAAUAAUGGUGACAGGGCUGAAAAGGCAAGGUGCUGGGAUGAGGUGUACGCGAGCGUGGUUCCUGGGUACGCAGCUCUCGGGCUCACGGAGAAGUUUGCGGCUGGCAAAGAAGUCCAAAAAAGAUGGCGCUCCAUACGAGACUCUUACACCAAGGCGUAUCGCCAGGGCAAAUGCGUACCCGCAGAACAGUGUACACCCGGCAGCCGUCGAUAUCAAUACCACGCACAGAUGUCGUUCUUACUACGAGCGCUGAAAAACAAAAAACCAAGAUACUCCCAAGACAAAUACGAGUCGUUCUCAGAAAUCUCCAAUUCACCACAACACCCGCCUCCCGAAGACCCGCCAUUGCCCAAAAUAAAGCACGAAAUCAUCGACAGACCUCUAGACCUCAAAACGAGACCUGAAAAACCUACGCAGGACAAGAGCAACCAGGCUACCAUACAAGAGAAAAAUUCUUUAGAAAUCAAAAUAGACGCGAACUCAAUAUUACCUGACGACCAUUUUGACGAUGAUAAACUUUUUAUGAACUCUCUACUUCCUCUAUUUAAAAAAAUGGACGAUGACACUAGAUUAUUAUGCCGCAUAGAAGUUUUAAAAAUAAUAAGAUACGCCCUCAAGGGUCAUAAGUGUUUUGAAGCGUUGAGAAUAGCUGAGGAUAGUUUUUUCAGAGAUAGGAUGAGUGGGAUAUUGGCUAAGCAGGAAGUUGUGGAAGAAAUUAACGCGCCUAAGUCUACGUUGUCUAUGACUACUCGGUCUGCUGAUGGUAGCAGGCCGGUUAGGAAACGAAGAAAUCGUUCUCCGUCUCCUCUACCAAUGCCACCGAAAAGAAGAGGACCCGGCCGCCCUAGAAAGGUCCGUCCGCCUCCAUCUGACUCCGACGAAGAACAACUGUCAAAGAAACGCGGUCCCAAGAUGAAGGUGGUACCACUAGAGGUUCCCAGAAUGUCAGAGAUGGACGAGUCUCUCAGUAAAGCGACUAGCGUAGCGCAACUCUCCACGCCACUCUUCAUGAAGAUGUACAACCUAGAACGCUCAAAGACGCCCACAGCUCUCCCCAAUCAGCAGAACAUGCUAGUUUCCAUCAAGACGGAGCCGGUCGACGAUCAAGGUUAUUAGACUCUUAUGCGAAGAGUUAAGGCUCAAAUUUCAUUGUGAUUUCACAUUAUUCUUAUUGGAGGUACACGGAUUUCACUCGUGUAACGUAAUCCAGGUAUAUCAGACUACAAUGAGCUUAAGGUUCAAAUUUCAUAACACCCGUGUACCCAAGGCCUUGCAUUAGACUAAUGCGAUGAGUUUAAGGUUCAAAUAUCAUUCUGAUUUCACAACGCCGUAUUAAAGGUACACGGAUUUCAUACGUGUAACCUAGGUCUUAUUUGGAUUAUUUGACUCUCAACACGACCAGUUUAAGGUUUAAAUUUCAUUGUGAUUUCAUAUUACACAUGUUAAGGGUACACGGGUUUCGCCUACACUUUUGUUUGUGAGAAUUAAGUUUCUUUAGGACCGGUUGAGUACUUUGGUACCAAUGUUACAAUAUCUGGGAUAAAUUCAUAUCAUUUUAUAUAAAGCUGUAAACGUUUCAACAUAAGUGUGCUUGAUUUGGUUGCCUUCCCAAAAUUAUUGUUCAGCUAACCCUAUGAA